Molecule: messenger RNA, 824 nt
Organism: Paramecium pentaurelia
Lineage: Eukaryota; Ciliophora; Oligohymenophorea; Peniculida; Parameciidae
Source: the annotation of a GenBank genome assembly
AAUGAUCAAAAUCGUCUUAGCUCUAUUCUUUGUUGGAUGUUUGGGAAGUAGUGGAUAAAGUAGUGGAUAAUUCUAUACAUCAAAUUAAUGCACUUGUGAAUAAUUGUCUUUUUAGAGUGAUUGUACAACAAUGGGACCUUAAUGUACAUGGGAUGGAACUUCAUGUUCUACUCUAGACUGUGAUAAGAUAACUGAUUCUAUUGCAUGUGCUGCAAACUUAAAAUGUAUGUGGACAACAACAUCCAGUGGAACUUCCUGUAAGCCUUUUACCUUCUGUAGUCAAAUAUCAGGAGCCACUUAAAUGUAAUGUUUAUUAAGUUCCAAUAAUUGUCCAUUUACUAAUGGUACAAAGUGUGGUUCUUCAAAUCAACUUCAUUCUUGUUCACAUUUCACUGCCAGUUAAUAUUGUGAAGGAUAUAUUUCAUAAGAUGGAAUAUGUAUGUGGAGAGAUGGAGGAGGUUGUACUGCAGCAUAAAAUUGCACAUCAUUAAAUUAAUCAGAAUGCAAUUUAGCCAAUUAUGGAUGUAAAUAUACUAGCAAUACUUGUUCCCAAUUAUUAUGUAGUGAUUACACAACCUAACAAAGUUGUACCUUUGUCAUGAGUGCUAUCUAUAAAGGAGAUUAUUAAUUAUGUAGUUGGGAUUCUACUGCUGGAAAAUGUUAAGCUGCUUAAAAUUAUGGAGGAUUAGGAUAAGGAAACUGUUAUACAAUGACCUUGGGUACUUCUAGAUGGGUUUCUACAUCUACUGGAGGAGAAUGUCUAUCUUGUUAUGCUAAAAUUGCAUUAGCUUUUAUCACCACAUUAGUCAUUAUUAUGAUCUGAU